This is a messenger RNA of Acanthoscelides obtectus, 195 nucleotides long. The record is from the annotation of a GenBank genome assembly. NCBI's taxonomy places the organism in Eukaryota, Metazoa, Arthropoda, Insecta, Coleoptera, Chrysomelidae.
GGGCUGUCCAACUUAAUGUGGCCCAAGGGCCACUUCAAAAAAAUGCAGUUCGGAGGGCCGCAUUAUGAAAUCUUUCUAUACAACAUUAUUACAGAGUUAAUGUAAGAAUUGUGCAUAUUGGGUAUUUGAGAGUAAUUUAUACAUGUGAUGCGGCCCGCUUGCCGGCUGUCCAACAUACAGCCCGCGGGCCGCAUG